Molecule: messenger RNA, 3692 nt
Organism: Coregonus clupeaformis (lake whitefish)
Lineage: Eukaryota; Metazoa; Chordata; Actinopteri; Salmoniformes; Salmonidae
Product: pyridoxal (pyridoxine, vitamin B6) phosphatase
Exons: 2
Coding region: 457-1392 (311 amino acids)
Cellular component (GO): cytoplasm
Molecular function (GO): phosphatase activity
Source: RefSeq, a predicted model, not a curated record
AUUGCGUUGGCAGCUCUAUUGGAUUUCUAUCCGGAGACAUCCCUGGAACCCAUACCAAUAUGGCUUAGCCGCACAAAAACUGUAACGGGCAAGUUUCACUGUUUUUACUGUCUGCGCAAGUUGUCAGGAGUGUUACAUGUAACUCAAUGUUGUAAACAGUAAUCGCCGGUCAAUAGGCCUAAUGGUUAAAGACGAAGCGCCGUGUUAUUGCAAAAUAUGCUUGGUGGGUGGGUCUUAAAUGCCAGCGCCAAUGAAACGAAUAGAAUGAGUGCUGUAUAACAGACGGGGACGUUUCAUUAUUUAUUUUUUAUAUAUAAUAUCCAUUUAUCACUGUUGUGCGCAAGGGAGGUGGAACUAGAGGGAACUAACUGUCCUUGUUCGUUCUAUUUGACUGGCGUAAUCAUAUCUUGCUGUAGACAACCACACGCGAGGUUGUUCCUCAACACAUCGUUCAGAAUGGCUGGGCUGGUGAGUAGCAGAGGGUGUCACAAAAUCAGGAGUUCCCAAAUAAGAGAGCUUCUCGAUUCCAAGCUCAACGUCCUUUUUGAUUGCGACGGAGUCAUCUGGAAUGGCGAAACGGUAGUGGCAGGCGCGCCAGAAGUGGUGACACUACUGAAACAACAAGGCAAAAAGGUAUUUUUCAUCACCAACAACUGUACUAGGCCCAGAGCGAGCUACGUGACGAAGUUUAUCCGGUUGGGCUUCACUGAUGUCGCAGAGGAGGAGAUCUUCAGCUCGGCGUACUGCUCUGCGGCUUACCUGCGAGACGUGGCGAAGUUGCAGGGCAAGGUGUAUGUCAUAGGGUGCCAGGGCGUUGUGAAGGAGCUACGGGAUGCUGGGGUUCCCAUAGUGGAGGAGGACACUGACGCACCUACUGGGACCAUUUACGACUACCCGUUGGACCCAGACGUGAAGGCAGUGCUGGUGGGAUAUGACGAGAAAUUUGAUUUCAUAAAACUGGCCAAAGCCUGCUGCUACUUACAGAAUACUGAGUGCCUGUUUCUGGCCACUGACCCUGACCCUUGGCACCCACUGCGAGGAGGCAGAAUAACACCAGGUUCGGGAAGCCUCACGGCCGCUGUGGAGACGGCCAGCAGCAGGAAAGCCAUGGUGAUCGGGAAGCCCAGCUGCUUCAUGUUCGAGUGCAUUGCCAGCCAGUUCAACCUGGACCCCGGCCAGUCCCUCAUGGUGGGUGACCGUCUGGAGACUGACAUCCUGUUUGGGGCUAACUGUGGCCUGGACACCAUGCUCACCCUCACCGGAGUGUCCACUCUGGAGGAGGCGCAGGGCUACAAGGACAGUGAUGACCCUGAGCGGAAGGACUUUGUGCCAGAUUACGUGGUGGAGACCAUUGCCGAUUUCAUUUUAGCGUAUGAAGAGGAGGAAGGCUGAGGAGGACUCUAGAAAGAGCAGACCCCUGAAGCUGUGCCAGUGCUUAAGAGACCUGGGUCAUGUUCAUUAGAGCACGCAACCGAAAGCGUUUUAAACUGUUUUGCAACAGAAAGUGAAAAUUCCCUCCCUGUUUAAUUUGGUGCCUAAUGAACAUGACCCUGGAUAUAUCAGAAAAGGGAUUAGUUUGGUGGUGUUAUGCACAGUCAUUUGUAAAGCCUUUAUGAAGUCAGUGUGAUGUGUUAUAGCACUUGCCACAGGCAUGCUCUGCUUUUAAUGCCGAGAAUCUUUGUCAUGAUGCAAGUAAAGAUGUUGUGUGGCAUAACAUUUUGGAAAUGUUUUUGCAGUUUACAUGCUUAUGGCAAGUGAUAAUGACAUUGGCCAGGAUUCAAUCAGAGGUGCGUUGUAGACAAGCCCAUUUCACUACAGACAAUGGAGAUCGCAUUCACGAUAAACGCUGAAGAUGUCGACUCAAGUGGAAAUUAUAUUAAAAAUGUCAAGCGCUGUGGGCUUGUUUACAACACGUCUUUGAUUGAAUCCCGGUCAUUGUGUAGUAUUUUGGAAAGCUUUAUGAAUGGUGACAUGAGACCACCUGGAAAAUGAUAUACUGACACAAAUAAUACAGUGUGAGACACCCCAUCUGGUUGUAGUUCCUAGUGUUCAUUCUUUGGGAGAUUUAUUGGUGUAGUAGGAAUGUCUUUGGUUGUACUGUAGUAUGUCAUAGACGUCACCAUAUAAGCCCAAUAGACAACUUGUUCCUUGAGACCAUCCAGUGUUGAAAUGGAUCGGUAUCAAUCAAAGUGAAUCAUAACAUCCAAUGUCAAUGGACUGAAGUUGUAUAAACCCGCAGAACCAACUGUGCUGUUCCACAGUCAAAGCAUAAGAUAAUGUAAGCUGAAUGCUUCCCUUGCAGCACCUUCAUCUUUAGUAUACCAAACCAAAUGUUAUUUUUGGAGCCAACUGUCCAACAUUUAGCUCUGGAUAUAUUGAAAUCGGGCUAGAUAAUUGGUUUGAUGGAAAUAGGGAUAAAGACUUGGUUUGAUGUUGUCAAACCUUUGCUAAUAUGUGUGUCAGCAACCUCGCUGUAGUUUUGGAUCAUUUGGUUAAUGAAUCCUUGACUGUAACGAAACAUGACAUGGAAAUUAAUAAAAGUUCUCACUUCUCACCUUUCUAAAGAACAGAGCAUACGAGUGAUCCUGAAUUGAUCAUUUCCAACAAUGAAAUGUGUAGGACUGUACUUGGAUCUAAUUACCUUCAACUGAUCAAUUCUACAAGUAAUAAUAUUUGAAUAGAAGUGAUACUAAUGUUCAAUUAACUGAAAUGUGAAUUUGCAGUGGAAAAUAUUGUACAGUAGUUUGGUAUUUGAAAAUCAAAAAGGAACUAGUAUGUUCCUUAACCAUAACACUAUAGAAUGUUAAAAGUUGCUCAAAUGUUAGCUAUUAGGUAUAUUUGGGAACUGGAUCUUCAAUGUUUUCUUGGUUGUGUUUUUUAUCGACAGAUUGUUAUUAAUCUGAAGAAGGUUGUGUGGAUUUCAGUAAGGGUAAUAACAAUUAUUUUAAUUGAGGGUAUCACCAUUUUUUGUGUCUUUUUACUUAGCUAGAGAUUGUGCUGGAAUUUAAUUUAAAAACUUUAAAGACACAUUUUCAUACUGUAGAUAAAGUACCUAUUUCAAUGGAAUGCCAAGCUGUUUUGUGUGAACUUCAUAGACAUUCUGCAUAUCGUGAAUUAGGUUUGUACAUUACUUAAUGUAGUGCUCAUUUGCAUUUCGUUUUUUAAUUUAAACUCUUGCUUUGUAUCAUUUCUGUCAAACUUGUUCUCUACCAGGUUGUCUCCAAAUAUGUUAUGAUGGAGAAAGCCCUUGAGGUCAAAAUGUUCCUCAAUAUUUUCUUAAUACAUCAAGUCAGCAAAUUAAGUUUAGGCUGAAGUUGAAGCCGGUCAAGGCUAGACUGUGUAAUAACACACAAACUGGAAAUUACUAAUACACUCUCCUCCAUAUGUAUUUGGACAGUGAAGCAAAAAUAUUACAUUUGGCUCUAUACUCCAGCAUUUUAGAUUUGAGAUAGAAUGUAUCAUAUUAGGUGACAUUACAGAAUGUCAGCUUUUAUGAGGGUAUUUUCAUACAUACUGUAUCUGUUUUACCAUUUAGAACUUAAAGCAGCUUAUGUAUCUAGUUCCCCAAUUUGAAGAAGUCAUAAAUAUUUGGACAAAUUCACUUAGUGUAUUAACCCUUUACACUCGUGGGAAUUGGCCUAUAUGGAUAGGGCUAAAUUGAACUUUCUUACAGAAUAAAUAUAUAAAGCAUA